AUGAAGGUAUCGCGCGGUUCGAUUAUUUUUCACGGUGACGAAUUCUCGUCCUCCCACUGCGUUAUGGACACCGAAAACGACGAUAAUAUGUUGUUCUGCAGAUUUUGUUUGCGACAGACUCAGUCGUCGUUUCCGAUCUUUAUGGCUUCUGACCCAGACUUGGCCAGGGACGUGAUGAACUGUCUGCAAAUCAAGAUCACAAAAGAUUCUGUCGGUCCGAAACACAUAUGCAACGAGUGCUAUGACCGUGUACAAGAUUGGGUGAUGUUCAAAAAACAGAGUGAAGAUGCGCUUAAGGAAAUCAAUCUUUUCAACUCAGAUAUUGUUGAAAAACAGCUAGUGUCUACUCCAAAUCAAAUGAUGGACUUAAUUGAUGAAGUGGACUACCAUUGCUGUAUAUCUUGCGAUAAUAUUUUUCCUAAUGAAUACGAGCUUUCAAUGCAUGUCAGUGCAGUUCACCAAGAUAUAAUAGAUGCAAAUUCCAAAAUUGGCAGAAAUGAAACCAUGGACAUUCAGCAGAUCAUGAUUGACGACGAUGACUUUAUCCAGUGUGAUGAUUAUUUGGAGGUAUUCAACGAUAAACCUUCAUUAUUAAAGUUCAACAAUGAGGAAUUUAAAAAUAAACAAACUAUUGAUGAUGGGGAAGAAAAAUUUCAAUGUUAUUAUUGUAGUGCUAAAUUUGAUGAAUUUGUACACUUAAAAGAGCAUUCAGUAGCCAGACAUCGUGAUUUGAAUAAAAAAACCGAAUGCAAUCAAUGCAAUAAAAUAUUUUUAACUGUAUCUGAUCUACAGCGACAUGUAAAGCAAACACAUCCGAUCAAAAAAGAUAAGGAAUUAUUGGAUUCUACACCAUUGAGGACAUCAAAGAGGUCACCUUACACGUGCCACUUGUGUGAUAAAACUUUCUCGAGAUUCUGUGAUUUGUUAGACCAUGACGAAAUACAACAUGAUGAUUUACCAAAAAAGUAUAGGUGUGGUGUGUGCAGCAAGAUGUUUUUGAUGGAAGACAGAGCUAAAGUCCAUUACAAUUUCUAUCAUACUAAAACAAAAGGUUCAGUGAAUUUCCAGUGUAGCUAUUGUGGGAUGGAAUUGAAAAGUGCUUCUGCUGUAGCUAACCAUGAACGAAUGCACAUCACUCAUAAAUCUUCCAAAAUAAAGUAUACCAUAAUUAGAGACUGAUAAAUGGAUAUAAUUGUUGCUGCACAUAGAGUAUGAUACCUCAUAGUUAAUUUAUAUAUUUAAUUUUUAAAUUAUCUUUAAAUAUGAGGUGUCUGUUGAUUUUAAUAUGGCUUAUUAUUGUAAACAAUAAUCAUAAGUUAUUGUCAAUACUUAAUGAAUUUUCACAAUGUUUGUUAUAAUAUUUCAGUAUAGUUAUAAUAUGAUAAAUGUAUAUUAAUUUUGGUUAUCUUGAUGAUAAUCUCUUGUGUAUUCAUAACUAAAUACAUUUGAAUCAUUAGUUAUGUGAAUUAUUAUAUUUUAUUCCAACAGAAUGUUUGGUUCAGGUUGAAUUCUUUUUUUAUAUUCCGCCUGUGUUAUAGU
This is a messenger RNA of Rhopalosiphum maidis (corn leaf aphid), 1539 nucleotides long. RefSeq names its product zinc finger protein 397-like. NCBI's taxonomy places the organism in Eukaryota, Metazoa, Arthropoda, Insecta, Hemiptera, Aphididae. The record is from RefSeq and is a predicted model, not a curated record. Gene Ontology annotation, biological process: regulation of transcription by RNA polymerase II. Gene Ontology annotation, cellular component: nucleus. Gene Ontology annotation, molecular function: DNA-binding transcription factor activity, RNA polymerase II-specific; RNA polymerase II transcription regulatory region sequence-specific DNA binding; zinc ion binding.